UUUGUUAGGGGAAGAAAGAGCUUGGUAGAAUUAGAAAUGAAGUCAAGAGUAGGGAGUCAAGGGUCAUUGGAGGAGGGUAAAGAUUCUGCUACUAAGGUGGUAACUCAGUAUAAGCCUUUAUCAAUAAGGUUACUUCAGUUUCUGUUGUUAUUUUUGGGUAUUGGUAUUGUAUUUUCAUUGCUUAGUAUGUGUAUGGUUCGGUAUUCAGUAAUGCAGAAUGUAAUUCCUAUGGUACAAUCAAGAUUUCAGCCCUGUUUUCAACAACUUAGUUUGGAGAGUUGGAUUAGGCCACCGUCGAGUCUGUUGCAUUCAAUGAAUGACACACAGUUGUUUUGGCGAGCUUCAAUUGUUCCUCAAAUCAAAGAAUAUCCGUUUAAUAGAACGCGUAAGAUUGCGUUCAUGUUCUUGACUAGAGGGCCUAUACCUUUGGCGCCGUUGUGGGAGAGGUUUUUCAAGGGGAAUGAGAAGCUUUAUUCAAUCUACAUACAUUCAUUGCCAUCAUACAAACCUGAUUUCCCACCUUCAUCAGUAUUUCAAGGCAGGCAAGUUCCUAGUCAGGAGGCGAAGUGGGGAAGAAUGAGCAUGUGUGAUGCUGAAAGACGGCUUCUUGCUAAUGCACUGCUUGAUAUCUCCAACGAAUGGUUUAUCCUCCUAUCUGAGGCAUGCAUUCCUCUCCAUAACUUCAAAGCUAUCUAUCACUACAUAUCAAAAUCGAGGUACAGCUUUAUGGGUGCAGUCGACGAACCUGGACCUUUUGGAAGAGGGCGUUACAAUCCAAAUAUGGCACCUGAGGUUAACAUCACUGAUUGGCGUAAAGGAUCCCAGUGGUUUGAAGUUAACAGGAAACUGGCUGUUGACAUUGUUAAAGAUGAAGUAUACCACCCUAAGUUUGAGCAGUUCUGCAGACCGGCAUGUUAUGUAGAUGAGCACUAUUUUCCAACUAUGCUAACCAUAGAAUCUCCUCGCCUCCUGGCUAACCGGACUCUCACUUGGGUGGACUGGUCCAGAGGUGGUGCUCAUCCUGCUACAUUUGGGAAGGCCGAUAUUAAUGAUCAAUUUUUCAAGAGAAUUUCUGAAAGCCCAACAUGUGUAUACAAUAACCAGCCAACUUCACUUUGUUACCUUUUUGCCAGAAAAUUUGCUCCUAGUGCGUUGGGUCCUUUAUUAGAACAUUCUACUAAGUUUUUGGGCUUCUGAAAUUCAAAAACAUUUGUUAUAAAAUAUGAGCAGGAAUCCAUAUAGGAAAUUUCCUAGCUAAUUAGAUCUGGUGAUCAAGCAAGUGUCAUGCUUGCUAUUAGAUAAUUCAAAUAUAUAGAAUGCGAUGCAUGAUCUGAUAUGCUCAGUGUACUCUCUUCUAUUAUCAUAUUGUAUUGUUGCUGUUGAUUUUUAGACUU
This is a messenger RNA of Solanum verrucosum, 1394 nucleotides long. Its product is annotated as glycosyltransferase BC10-like. Gene Ontology annotation, cellular component: membrane. Bases 37 to 1197 code for a protein of 386 amino acids. The transcript has 2 exons. NCBI's taxonomy places the organism in Eukaryota, Viridiplantae, Streptophyta, Magnoliopsida, Solanales, Solanaceae. The record is from RefSeq and is a predicted model, not a curated record. Gene Ontology annotation, molecular function: glycosyltransferase activity.